Messenger RNA from Sycon ciliatum, 3764 nucleotides. RefSeq names its product tRNA (uracil-5-)-methyltransferase homolog B-like. The coding region runs from base 448 to 2628 and encodes 726 amino acids. Gene Ontology annotation, molecular function: RNA binding; RNA methyltransferase activity. The transcript is spliced from 24 exons. Gene Ontology annotation, biological process: RNA processing. NCBI's taxonomy places the organism in Eukaryota, Metazoa, Porifera, Calcarea, Leucosolenida, Sycettidae. The record is from RefSeq and is a predicted model, not a curated record.
UGUUGCACUGUGACAUGCAGCAUGAUUGCCAAUUUGUAGUUUUGGAAGUCCGGUCCAAAGACAAGCGCUUACAGUAGAAGUUAUAGUGUAAGCAAGCACUUCAGGGACAUCAGAUCAAGUUUCACACACAGUUGGCUAUCACAAAGAGAGUCACACCAGAGAACGAUUCUACUAAAAGAAGUAGAAGGCGAGUCCUAGAAAGCAGAAAGCGUGCUUCAAAUUAAAUUAUUUGAUUUAGAGCAGUGCAGGUACGAGAGAAAGAGGAUAUUGCUCUUUUAUUUACCGAUAUUCAUUCGUGACAGUGCGAAGCCUGGAUGAUGAAGCUGAUGCUCGUUCUUCUUCCUGGCAAGAAGUAACACGAAUUUGGGGUGCGGUGUGGUAGCUGACUUUCUCAGGUCUCGUCGUGUACCUGAUGUGCUGCACGUAGUACAUCUUAGUACGUGAUCCAUGUCUUCUCUAGGACGCCAUUGCCGGACCAGCGGAGGUGCCCUGGCGAAUAUUUGGCUCAGGCAUGUGAGGAAUUCAGUCAGAUGGCUUGCUGCCAGCAGUUGCCACAUGCACGGUCGGCGGCGUAUGAAGCCUACUCUCUAUAAGCUUGAGCCAGUCCGUCAUGGCCCUGUUGCAGAUGGGUAUGAUGCCCAGGUCAGUGCAUCUAGUGAUGAAACAACACACGGUGCCUGCUCUGAGGAAGAGACAGUGCAAUACUGGACAGAUGCCCGGCAAGCGCUUGUCAACCACAUCGAAACAGACGUGUGCUACGACAGAUCUAUGACGGAAGAUGCGUCUUUUCUUGGCGGUGUCCAUGGCUCACGAUCUGGUGAUAUUUUUCGGCAUUUAUAUAAUGGCGAAUCUGUUUUGCCGUGCGUUGACAAUGUUAAAAAGGAAGUGAAAUAUUUCACAUUUCUUCAUCUUGUGGGGAUGACAGAAGCUCCCACAGUCCAGGUAUUCGCCCCAUGGCUGCACCAAACAACACAGGUGAGGAAGCAAACGGUGUCUAUAGAGAAGGCAGAUGACCGGAUCGUCGCUGUUGUCAGGCUCAGGACACAGGAAGAUUUAGAGCAAGUAAAGUCAAGGAUUGCUGGAAAAGAGUUUGAAGGCUGUCUGAUUGAGGUCAUGGAUCAGUUGCGACGAGGAAAACCGCUACCGUUCGAGGAAGGUUGCUUUGUGAAGAACGACGGCUGGCGAUCCAGUUUCAUUGAUGAAAAUGUGCCUGAAAACAUAUUGGAGGACAAAGCAGAAAUAAUCUCCCUCAUAUUCGCUCGUUUACGUCACUUCUCGCCCGAGGAGCAACGCAAGAUCAAGAUGAAAGACUGUAGGAAAGACUUGAGAGAAUUGAGCGAGCUGCUGUUGCAAGUUGGAGAGCCUGAUUGGCUAGCAUCACAGAUGGCGAAGUAUGAUGGCUUUCCAUGCCGCCUUGUCAACACCAUGAUACCAUCGGUUUAUUACCACCACUACCGGAACAAGAGUAUAUACCUCAUGAGCUCCUCCCAACAGUCCGACGACGAACUAAUUGUUGGCUACCACGACGGCAGUAUAGAUGAAGACCGCCACUUUCGAGCCUUUCCGCGAUACAAGUGCACCACCAUGAGGGCUGUUAUGCACAGCUUAUCUCAGGCACUGCAAGAUUGCUUACGUCAAUCCAAGAACUUCACGUACUACCGACACUUUCCACGCAUGGGGGAAUACCAAUUUCUGACGGUGCGUAGCAGUACAGAGGGCGAAAAUGUCGGUAUCAUCAUCAUGGAUGGACAGCAUAUAAAAAUGGAGCAAGUAGAUGAAGAGUGCAAGCAUAUCAAGGCCUACUUCACUGAAGGUCCUGGAAAGCUGUCCGGUCUGACUGCCUGCUUUCUGAUGCUUACUGAGGCCUGGACAUCGGGCAAUCAGGUGAUGGAAGGGUAUCACCACUGCUUUGGCCAUAUGUAUCUGUGGGAGAAGAUGCUUGGGCUUACGCUACGCUGCUCUCCUAAUGUCUUUUUUCAAAGCAAUGUUCCGUGCACCGAGAUACUGUACACCAUAGUUAACAAGUGGCUCAACCCGAACAAGAACACCACCUUGAUUGAUGUUGGCUGUGGUGUCGGCUCAGUGGCCUUGACAAAUGCUAAGUUCUGUAAACACGUUCAUGGUAUUGAGAAAUCACAUCAAGCUAUCUUGGACGCCAAGUUCAAUGCCAAGCUCAAUGGCAUAGCAAAUGCAACAUUUCAUCGUGGCUUGUUGGAAUCUGUUCUUCCUCGACUACUGGCCGAGUUCGAUGAGGAUGAGGACGUAUGCGCUACUAUUGAUCCUCUCAGACAUGGCUUCACUGACGAGGUCUUCCUAUCUGCACUGCGUACGUUCAAGGUGCUCAAGCGUAUCGUAUUCAUUGCUUGUCGGUUUGAAUCGUCCAAAGGCAACCUUGUGAGCUUGUGUCUCCAGUCCCCAGUCUAUCAACCGGACGAAGGUUUCAGGCCGGUGAAGGCAAUCGUUCUGGACAUGUUCCCGCAAGCACUGGACACCGAGUGGGCCAUUCUAUUGGAGAGAACGUCCGCGGCAGAUUCUGAACCGCCUAGCCGAGAGUCUGUGGAGACAGAGCUGGAUGAGCUGAUGUCCAAUGCUACAAAUGCCUCUGCCACUAGACAAAGUGCAGAGUGAGUGGAUUGGCUGAACUCUCUCUGUUCGUACUAAACCUCAAGCCGCAGUGAGCAGGAACGGGUCUUGCAUGCCACCAUGGCCACCGAUCCCACCAGUGGAUUGUGCUUUGCUACUGACACCAGUCAUACCACCCAGGUACACUCCUAUUUAGCUUGAUGUAUUUGCUCUACGAGUAGCAAUGUCAACAUAGUGAGCCGUACACACUGUGUGGACUGCCUGGCCACUUUGACUCUUUCUGUACUGAAAGAUGGCAACAGCGGUGUGUCAAUGGACAGCGCAUCCUCGAGCUUUUCUGCUCGGACUCAACCAUGCGUGCUGACGCAAGGUUGUCGGGCUGCUGUGGACAUCCAGCUUGCGAUCUCCAUGGUGUCGUCGCAUAUGUGGCGAGCAACCCAAUCCUGUGCAUCUUGCAGUCAGGCAGAGACUCUCGUCACGAGGUAGUGGAAAUGUGUGACAUGCAGUGAUGCCAAUUGUGCUGCUUUAGCAGCAGCACGGAGGACUGUUGCAUUGGAUACUUCAAGUACCACCAUUGGUGUCGUUGCUGUCAAUACCUUGCCAGCAGUAUCCUACCUGGACGACUAGGGAGUAUACUAGUGCAUACAUCACUGUUCUCUUUCAGUGGACCAGCCAGGAUUCAGCGAGUGCUGGUUCCCAGUGGUCACAGCCGAUGGGUUACACAGGCUUGUGUGAGCUAUGUGAAGCAUGACCCGUAGCUCCUCCAUUGGCUGGGUGUAUGAUACUAGUACACUUACACAGCAGUAGCACUAACCCUACUGCAAUUCUGCCAUUCUUUAUUUUUGCACAUGACAGUUACAUCUCUGAACUGUCCCCAUAUAUUCUAUAUCUACUUUGAACUUCAGCUUGAAGUACUUCGCACGUACACAUACUCCUGUCUUUCGCAUAAACAAUACCCGGCAUAGUCCUGGCCGGGCAAGAUUGCUAGUAGAAGCUGAUGUCCAUGGAUUCAAUCUGGCAACAGUUGUCACUGUUGGCUCCAGCAGUUAGUGGACACAAACAUGAUCUGAAGCACAAUGUGUGUUAGUGAUAGGAUUCAAGUCACUGAUUUCAAUGCAGUCGAAUUUCAGCACAAAACACUUCUCCGCUGUUGUCUUUCACAGUGAAGGCACUGAAGCACA